CCGCUUGUAUUGCAGUGGAGGUACUGUUUGAUUCCUCUUUGACCAUGGCCGUCACCGAGCUGGCCCGACUCCGGCUGCAAGGUGGCACCGAUGUCUCAUCCCCAUCGCUGCGUGCCAACUUGGCCAAGGCGAAAGACGUGAUGGAAAAGGCCAGCGGAUUUGAAUUCUGGUAUUACCAUUGUGUCGAGGAGCCGAAUGUCAUCUUCAUUCUGGGAUCGUGGCCCUCUGUCGACUUCCACAUGCACGAGUUCAUCCCUGGGCCUCAAAACCAAGAACUGCUACAACUGCUCAAAGACCAGGUCACGGUGGAAUGGAUGUUCCACCUCGAUAUCGACCAACGCACACAACCACUACCUCUCCAGCGAGACGUCCUCUCAAUUGGCCGACACAUUGUCAAAGGUGGUGAGAGGGAACGAUUCAUGGCUACGUUCCGAGACAACAAACAUGUAUUGGAGUCUUACGUGGGGGAACCAGGCCGACUUGUCUGGGGAUGGCGCCUCGACAGAGGAUACGAUCCAUCCAUCAAAGAGGAGGAACCGAAGGAGCAGUUCGUGCUCUUGACUGGCUGGGACAGCAUUGAACAACACCUGGGGUUUGCCAACACGGAAGAAUUCCAGAAGUACAGUCAGAUCAGGAACCACAUGGAGGAGGCAUCGGAUAUCAAGCAUGCGAGAUUGAUGCGGGUUGGGGAGAUGCGGCAGUGAAGGACGAAGCUGGUCUCGCUAGUGCCACUGGCUAGAGCAUCGGUUCCACGGGCUCUUCUAUUCUAUCAGCCGCGGCAUGGUGAGGAAAGGCGCAGUCGGUGCUUGAUUUGCGCGAGGCAUUUUUGUUUGGGAUGAUCAACAUGGCUGCAUGGCUUGCUUCGGGACGGUCGGUGCCUCGCUGACACCGCUGGAGCGAGCUCAAGCCUCAA
Molecule: messenger RNA, 913 nt
Organism: Cladophialophora immunda
Lineage: Eukaryota; Fungi; Ascomycota; Eurotiomycetes; Chaetothyriales; Herpotrichiellaceae
Exons: 1
Coding region: 45-704 (219 amino acids)
Source: RefSeq, a predicted model, not a curated record